AAUUAUUUGUACGUUUCAACGCCGAAGAGUUCUCAUAUGAUAAGCGCAGAGAGAAAUUUACAUUUCAAAAUCAACAAAAAACUGAAACAACGCAUCUCAAAAGCAAAAUGCCCGUUACAGUCCCCGCGGCGGAAGUGGCCGGGAUCAUAUCAGGGGGAAUAACUGUGGUUGUGUUCGCAGCCGUGGUGGGCGUCCUUUGCUGGAGAUUCCCUUCGUGCAGAUCCAGGACAUUUUGGGAUAAAAAUAUCAAACGCGCGAUACGGAAGCUCUACGGCAAAUGCAAGAAAAAGAAGGUCAAAGAGGAGAAGAAGAGCCUAAUCAUCGGGCCGAUGAUCAGGAAGAGGAGCCGCGACGAGCCACCGUUCGUCGUCCCGCAGAUCUUCGUCCGACUACGGCAGCCUGUUGGAACUUCAGCAACCAAAAGGACAUACAGAAACUCCUUCAUCACUUUUUCCCCCUCUGGCGCAAUGUGA
Messenger RNA from Physella acuta, 473 nucleotides. RefSeq lists its product as uncharacterized. The record is from RefSeq and is a predicted model, not a curated record. NCBI's taxonomy places the organism in Eukaryota, Metazoa, Mollusca, Gastropoda, Physidae.